UGCUAAAUACGGCUUGUCAUUGAAGAAAGAAUAAGAAGACUAAAGGUGAAAGCAAAGAAGUUAUUGCCCAGUAACCCACCCUGAGAGGUUACUUUAAGGCGUGAAGAGAUGAAUUAGAAGAAGCUUUGAUGUUGAGGCAAGUAAUAACAUGACUUGCAUGGAAAGAAAAGAGGAAUAAAAAGUAGGAUGCACAUUCAAAUGGCGAAACAAAGUUGGAAAUUCGACGAGGACAGUUAAGGAGGGCUUUGUUGUUGAAGGAGACUUUUAGGUAUUGAAGCCAUGGUUCUCACAGUGGUUGAGCGUGAAGAUCCUGAGCCUGAGAGCUAUAUUCACCCUGUUUUUGCCUCCAGACAAAUCCAACACCCCCUCCCAAGGUUUAGGAUGCCUGAGAGACCAACUCCAAAGGAAGUAGCAUAUGAGGUGAUCAGGGAUGAGCUCUUGUUGGACGGGAACCCCAGACUGAACUUAGCAUCCUUUGUGAACACAUGGAUGGAGCCUGAAUGCCACACACUCAUCAUGGAUUCCCUCAACAAAAACUAUGCCGAUAUGGACGAGUACCCCAUCACUACUGAGCUACAAAACCGAUGUGUGAAUAUGAUAGCCCGUCUCUUUAAUGCUCCAAUUGGAAAAGAAGAAACAGCAGUUGGCGUUGGAACAGUUGGGUCUUCUGAGGCCAUAAUGUUGGCUGGGUUGGCAUUCAAGAGGAAGUGGCAAAAUAAAAGAGAGGCACAAGGCAAACCCUAUGAUAAACCCAACAUUGUAACUGGUGCCAAUGUUCAGGUAUGUUGGGAGAAAUUUGCUAGGUAUUUUGAGGUGGAAUUGAAGGAAGUAAAUCUUAGAGAGGGAUACUAUGUGAUGGACCCAAGAAAGGCUGUGGAGAUGGUGGAUGAGAACACAAUUUGUGUGGCUGCCAUCUUGGGUUCCACUCUCAAUGGAGAAUUUGAAGAUGUGAAGCUCCUCAACGAUCUCUUGAUAGAGAAGAACAACAAAACAGGGUGGAAUACUCCCAUCCAUGUGGAUGCAGCCAGUGGUGGGUUUAUUGCACCCUUUGUCUAUCCAGACUUGGAAUGGGACUUUAGGCUACCCUUAGUGAAGAGUAUCAAUGUUAGUGGACACAAGUAUGGACUGGUUUAUCCAGGUAUAGGCUGGGUUGUUUGGAGAGCAAAGGAAGAUUUGCCUGAAGAGCUAAUAUUUCACAUCAAUUAUUUAGGAGCAGACCAACCAACCUUCACCCUAAAUUUCUCCAAAGGUUCGAGUCAGAUUAUUGCUCAGUACUACCAGUUCAUCCGCCUUGGUUUUGAGGGUUACAAGAAGGUGAUGGAGAACUGUCACGAGAGCGCGAGGAUAGUGAGAGAAGGGGUAGAGAAAACGAGACAAUUCGACAUAAUCUCUAAGGAGAAGGGUGUUCCAGUGGUUGCCUUCUCUUUCAAGGACCCUGAGAGGGCAACUAUGGCUUUUGAGCUCUCAAAGACCCUCAGAAGGUUUGGCUGGAUCGUCCCGGCGUACACAUUGCCUGCAGAUGUUCAACAUAUAGUCGUUCUACGUGUGGUUGUGCGCGAAGACCUGGGCCGAGGCCUUGCAGAGAGGCUUGUUUCACACGUGGGAAUGGCCUUACAGGAGUUAGAAGCCUCAGUGACAAAGUCCAUCCCUCACCUUGUGCUUAAAAUUGAGGUUAAGCCAGAGGAAGUUGGAGAAGAAACUAAAGUCAGUGCCAUAGUGAAAGGGAUCCAUGGCGGGGAUAAGGAGUGGAAGAAGAUACAUGUAAGUGGUAGUAAGACAAAGGGAGUUUGUUGAAAACCAGCAAUGCCAUAUUAUUAAGGGUGUGGUUUGUAUUUAGCCGGAGCUCUAAAUCAUUGAAGUAAAGAGCACCUUCA
Messenger RNA from Amborella trichopoda, 1874 nucleotides. Its product is annotated as glutamate decarboxylase 2. NCBI's taxonomy places the organism in Eukaryota, Viridiplantae, Streptophyta, Magnoliopsida, Amborellales, Amborellaceae. The record is from RefSeq and is a predicted model, not a curated record. Gene Ontology annotation, biological process: L-glutamate catabolic process. Gene Ontology annotation, cellular component: cytosol. Gene Ontology annotation, molecular function: glutamate decarboxylase activity; pyridoxal phosphate binding.